Messenger RNA from Fusarium fujikuroi IMI 58289, 1746 nucleotides. RefSeq names its product related to triacylglycerol lipase II precursor. NCBI's taxonomy places the organism in Eukaryota, Fungi, Ascomycota, Sordariomycetes, Hypocreales, Nectriaceae. The coding region runs from base 1 to 1746 and encodes 581 amino acids. The transcript has 4 exons. The record is from RefSeq and is a predicted model, not a curated record.
AUGCGCUUCGUCGGUAAUAUGUUUCUUAUCGACGCUGCCUGGGCCCUGUUACAUCCACCACAGACAACGUCUGUUCCUCUCGCUACGGUUAGAAACGGCACAUACGCUGGAGUAUACAAUCCUCAAUAUGACCAAGACUACUUCCUUGGUGUUCCAUUUGCUCAGCCACCAGUACGUUUCUCCAUAGCUCAAGGACUCAAUACAACAUGGGAUGGUAUCCGAACAGCACAUGAACAUCCGGUCCAUUGCUAUGGCUACGGAUAUGAUCAAGAUGGCUUCGACCAGUCUGAAGAUUGUCUUUAUCUAAAUAUUGUACGACCAGCAGGUCUUGACAAUGAUGGCCUUCCAGUCGCUGCUUGGUUUCAUGGAGGAGGUCUAGAAAUGGGUGGUGCUGCGGACCCGCGAUACAACCUUUCCUUCAUUGUUGAGCAGAGUGUUGCCCUGGGGAAACCAGUCAUCGGUGUUGGUCUCAAUUAUCGCCUCUCAGCAUUCGGGUUCCUGGUGGGUAAAGAAGCCAUGAAAGAAGGAGUCACAAAUCUCGGAUUUCGUGAUCAAAGACUGGCACUAAGAUGGAUCAACGAGAACAUUGCAUCAUUUGGAGGCGAUCCCAAAAAAGUGACCAUCUUUGGGGAGAGCUCCGGGGCGGAAAGCGUCGCUGCUCAAGUAUUUGCCUACAAUGGACGCAACGAUGGCCUUUUCAGGGGAGCCAUGGGGCAAUCUGGCUUCGGUGCACCCCUUGGCCGAUAUCCUGGUGGCUUCAAUGCGACAGAAGCUACACAGAAUACUUAUGACAAUUUGGUCAGCUCGGUCCCAUCGUGUGAGAAACUGACCGGAUCAGAAUCGACUCUAGACUGCCUACGUAGAGCGCCCAUAGAGGAGGUUGACAUAGCAUUGCGAUCCGGCACUGCUCAGAGGUGGGCUCCUGUCUUGGAUGGUGACUUCUUUGCGGAUUAUACCACGAACCAAUUGUCCAGUGGACAGUUCCUCAAGAUCCCAAUUCUGAUAGGAGCUAAUACAGAUGAAGGGACAUCUUUUGGUUUUAGGGGCGUUGACAACGAUGAAGAUUUAAGAGCGGGGAUCAAAGCCAUGAUGAUUCCAAACGAAGUGGAGGAGACUACUGGAAAGAUCCGAGAUGCACUGGUCGAUGAGCUACUGGAGCUCUAUCCCAACGACCAAAGCAUCGGCAUCCCACCCUUGGAGAUCUGGCCACACAUUAUUCAGCCAGGCGAUGGUUACGCUGAGGAUCUCGGACUUCAAUAUCGUAGAGUUAACGCAAUAUCCGGGGAUUUUAUCAUGCACUACCAACGGCGUCGUGCCAACGAGGCUUGGGCAAAGCAUGGCAUACCCAGUUAUGCAUAUCGCUUUAAUAUCAUGCCAAACGGACACCGGCCGCAGGGUGGAGUGGGACAUUUUCAAGAAGUCGCUUUUGUGUUCCAUAACAUCAAUGGUGAUGGAUACGAUACUAAUCCAUUUGGGGGUAAUGGAACAUACCCAGCGGAUGCUAAAGCCAUGUCCAAGACGAUCAGCACUGCUUGGAUCAACUUCAUCAACGGGCUUGACCCUAAUGGAGAUUCAGGGCCGGAACUAUUCAAUGGUAACAAGUGGCCUAUCUAUGAACCGUCUCAUGGUCCCAAUGGUAAGGGUGUGGUCUUCAACAUCAAUGGAACGCAUAUUGAAGUGGAUAAUUGGAGAGCUGGAGGUAUAGAGUGGAUGGCGGAGCAUGCUUUGACAGUUUUUGGAAACUAG